Molecule: messenger RNA, 1443 nt
Organism: Penicillium alfredii
Lineage: Eukaryota; Fungi; Ascomycota; Eurotiomycetes; Eurotiales; Aspergillaceae
Product: splicing factor ESS-2 family protein
Exons: 1
Coding region: 1-1443 (480 amino acids)
Cellular component (GO): catalytic step 2 spliceosome
Source: RefSeq, a predicted model, not a curated record
AUGGCAUCCUCUCCAUCACAGGCACUGGUCAAGCGAUCUGAGGGCCAGCUCAUGCCACCCCCGCCACCACCGAAACGAAUCAAACGCCCCGCGACCGUCCUUGACGAGGAUGUCUAUACCAAUGCUUUAUCCCAUAUAAUCGCCCGUGACUUUUUCCCAGGCCUUCUCGAGACCCAGUCCAAACAGGAGUACCUUGAUGCGCUAGAGUCGAAGGAUAAGGAAUGGAUCUCUAGCGCCAAAAAGAAGCUUGCGGAUGUUAUGCGCAUGCCAACCCCGGGCUCGAAUGCGAGGCGAAAGCGCAGUUCUACAUCUGUUUCAGGCACCCCGCAACAUCGUCCGACGGGCCGGACAGAUGAAACCCCUCGAGGCUGGGGUGGCGAGACCCCGAUGUCCGUCGUCUCGGGGACUACCGCUGCCUCCGAGCAACGCGAACCGGAGGCCCCCGAUGUAUCCAAUCUGGGACUGAUGGCCUUCCAGGCCAAAUACACCAGCGAAGACAACGAGUCCUUCAACAAGGUCGUGGACAAGCAAAACGCGAAGCGGCGUGAGAAGUACGCCUGGCUCUGGAACAAAAAUAAGAUCCCGUCGGCUCGCCAGAUCGCGCACCACCAGCGCGAAGUGAAGCGUAUCACUGCCCAGGGUGGUAACCCGAAUACCAGCCUUGUCAAACGCGAUGAGGUCUCGGCACCGGCCAUAAAAACAGAUCUGGGUGCCCGGCCCGCCAAGCCCGACUCGUGGGAUGCUCGCCCGGAUAACACGCUCAUGUUUGCACCGUCUUCAGUCGAGGAUACCCACGAGACUCUCCAGCAAAAAGCGGAAACGGCACCUCGGGCAGGUCCCAAACGUACUUUGUACCAAAACACCCGGCUCCCAGACCCCGAGGCGGCCGCUGCAGCUGAUGCCGUACCGCCGUCCCCAUCUCUGUCCGCCAUCCAAGAUGCCAUUGCCGGACAACCGCAUCUCAGUGCAUCUGAAGUUGGAUCCGCUGUUCUCGGAAGUGAAACGCCGCGGGUGAACGGCUACGCUUUUGUCGAUGAAGACGAGCCGGAGCCCGAACCAGCGCUCAAUUCGGGCCUCGACGCAGACUGGCGUCUUCUGGGGUCAAGCGACGCCACCCCGAAUCCAUUCCAGAUCAGCGAGACUCGCAAACGAGAAGCUUUGCACCACCGCAUGGUAGACCGCGUGGCGCGCAACCGCCGCGCCGAGAAGGCUGGCCAGGUCACCAAGACGCCCGUCACAGCUACGCCGCGCUUCACUAGUGGUCCGCGUCUGGAUUUCGCGAUGCGCUCGACUCCCGGUGGAACGCCGGCUGGGGCUUCUGGGAAGAUGCUGACGCCGGCUGCGCAGAAAUUGCUGCAUCGGGUUGGGGGAAGUACGCCGUCGUCGAGAGCGAAGGGGGGUACGAACACGAAUAUGUGGACUCCGACGCCUCGGCGCAAGUGA